Molecule: messenger RNA, 2509 nt
Organism: Pomacea canaliculata
Lineage: Eukaryota; Metazoa; Mollusca; Gastropoda; Architaenioglossa; Ampullariidae
Exons: 5
Coding region: 157-1671 (504 amino acids)
Cellular component (GO): membrane
Source: RefSeq, a predicted model, not a curated record
AAUAUUGUGUUACGUAUGUGCAAAAUGACAUCACAGGAUGAUGACGGCGUGUCCGUGUCCUCUGAACUGCUGUUUAUUUGUGUGACAAGCAGUGAUUUCCUUUGCACUGGUGGACAGAUGUGGACAUGACAGCAGCUCUCACGGACUGGCAGUUUCAUGAUGCCACACUUCAUCAUCCGUCUCCUGCCGUUCUUCCUGCUGGCGUCCGUGUACGUUGUGUGGUGCAAUGCCGGCCGUACUCUCGGUUACAAUCGUGGCCUGCAGGCUUUUUUCAAGACCUGCCCCAUCUGGUACCUGGUCUUCUUCGUCAUCGACAUGCUCCAGCAGACGCCUCCUCAGAUUGGCAACAAUUUCGACGACUUCCGGUUGUGGAUCGCUAUGGGACUGCUGAUAUCCAGCCUCGGGGACGUGUGCCUGGUGUGGAAAGACAUGUUAUUUAUUCCAGGCAUACUCUUCUUCGGUUUGGCCCACACUUGCUACAUCGUCUCCUUCAACCUCAGAGGCACCAACCCCCACGGUAACAUCCUCCUGGCCGAGAUUUCAAUUCCGAUAGUCAUAUUCUGCCUGACGUACAUUUUAUCCGGCAUCGACACAUGGGCCAUGACCAUCUUGGUUGCGCUCUACACCUUUGUGCUCUUGUGGAUGGGCUACCUGUCCAUCCGGCGCUACGAGCACAUUCAGACGCCGGCCAACCUGUGUGGGAUGGUCGGGGGUUCGUGUUUCCUCCUCUCCGACUUCAUGCUGGGUGUGGAGAAGUGGCAGUGCUGCCUGCCCUUGCCGGAUGGAUUGUGCAUAAUGACGUAUUACACCGCCCAGCUGGGCCUCGCUUGCAGCGCCACAGAGGAGAUCUUCUACAGCGGAUCGCAGAGGACACUGCACAUCCCAAGGAAUCCAGGGUUGAGAUCGGAAGCUCGGUGCUCAACAAGGUCAAAUUCAGCUGCUAUGGCCCUCGCCAUCCGCCUCGUUCCUUACUUCGCUCUCGUCCUUGCCUACAUGCUGGGCUUUGACAUUUGUCAUGGCUACCCGCCGCAAACAAUCACUGCUGCAAUCGUCAAGGCUUCCCCUGUCUGGUAUUUGAUAGCAUUCACGACCUGUCUAAAGAAGAAACCCCCUGGGCAACAUAGUCUUAAUGCGUUCGAGUUCCUGAUUGCCCUUGGGUUGCUAUUGUCGAGCUGUGGCGAUGUCACUCUCGUGUGGAGGGACAGCCUCUUCAUUCCCGGCAUGCUCUUCUUCGCGCUGGCACACGUCUGCUACAUCGUGGCUCUGAAAGUCAAGAUCACGGACGACAAGGGCAAGGACACGCACACUGAUCUCUUCGUGCUCAUGGGCACGUGUUCGUUUCUGUUCGUAUCUUCUGGCAUCGACUCAUGGCUGAUGGCGGUCCUGGUAAUGUUGUACACAGCUCUUCUCUUCUGGAUGGGCUCCCUGUCCUUCCAGCGCUACACGUCGGAGAAGACACUUGCAUCAAAGUACGGGGCCAUGGGGGCAGCCUGCUUCUUGCUCUCCGACUUCCUGAUCGCCGUGCAGAAGUGGAAGUGUAGUCUCCCUUUUUCAGAGUUCAUCAUUAUGGUGACGUAUUACGCCGCCCAACUGGGCAUUGCUGUCAGCACCGUAUCGCUCACGACCAAGCUUACAUCAACUGAAGACGAGGCCGUCUCUUCAGCCAGCUAACUUCAACAUAUAUGUUAAAUAAAAAUAACAUUCUUAAAUAUUUUGUUGCUCAGACCUGGCUGAAAUUGUACAAGCUUCAAACCGCCACGCGAGGUCUUGUGAUAAAUGCUUCCGGUGGGAUGUACGCAUGUCAUUCUGACUCCCGGUGUAUACAGAAGUGCAUAAAAUGUGGUUGUGAGAUAUAUAUGUGCACCUGCCUUAGUAAUGAAAUCACACAAAGCUGUCACAUGUAGAAUUUGUUGAUGUGUGUUUAUAAAUCUCAUUUAGUCGAAAUCUUUAGUCUCACCAUUUUCUUGAUCCGCCUGCGAUAUUUUUUUUUUAAACACUGCUGAACACUCGGUUAACUGACUUUUUUGUGAAGUAAAUUCGCAUUUCAGACAGUUUGUGCAAAACCGUAUGUGAGUAUGGCUCAGCUUUCAUCUCUACAUUAGGAAGAACUUUUUGCAACCAAGUAUUGGACAUACUACUGUUUUGUUUCAAUAGAAACUAUUUAGCACACGUAUUUAUGAUGUGUGUGUUAUGAAGCAUGUUCAUUCUAAUGGGCGUAUGAUCAAGAUGAGCGUUUAGUAAUUAAUCUAUUAUAUGUUUACAUCCUCGGGAACUAUAACCCCUGUCUGUGUAUUGCUUAUUGAUAGGUCUUGCUUUGUUGGCAACCUUCGGCCUUCCAUUCUGCUUUAAUGCACAUGGUUUUUGUAAAUUUUAUCUUUUGACUUCAUUCGAUUAUGAAACCCCAGUUUGCUCGGGCUAAUAAAUGAAAACUAACGAUGACUGCUAAUUUACAACGGCACUAUUCUUCACUUUUUUAACACUAAAGCAAUUAAAAGAUCAUUACUGAUAA